GGAAGUCAAACAGACAGAGGGAGGCAUUUGUUCAGAGAAGCUGGACCAUUUAGGAGGUUGGAGGAAGAGGAAUCAGCUGCUUGCUAUGGAAUCCUCAGAAUCCAUUUGGCUUGACCCGCUCCUCCAAUUUAGGAUUUUGGCUAAAGGUAUUUGAUCACAAGACACAGACUGAGCAAAAUUAAAUGACAGCUGCUCCUUCCUCUAGUGUAACCCUGUCAUAUACUAAAGAUUUUGGAACCUCUGGGUGUCCAUUGUAAAUUGGUUGGCCUGCCUAGUGCUUGAUCGGCUGUGAAUGAGAUCCUGAGAAAGGCUCCCGGUGACUGAGCUUAAGGAUGGAGCCCCUGGAAUCAGUGACAUUUGGAGAUGUAGCCAUCGACUUCACCCAGGAAGAGUGGAGCCUGCUAGACAAGUCCCAGAAAAACCUGUUUAGAAAUGUGAUGCUGGAAACUGUCUCCCACCUGGUCUCUGUAGGCUAUCAGAUCAGCAAAUCAGAUGUGGUUUUCCAACUGGAACAAGGGAAAGAGUUGUGGACAGAAGCAGCAGGAGGCCUCCAAGGUCAGAGUCCAGGCAGUGAAAGUCUCUUUAGACAACAAGAAAUGACAUUAAUGCAAAGUGUCUACUGGAAGCACACAUCCCCAAUAAGGACAAUGCAGGUUUCUCACCCACAAGGGGAUCCUGCUGAAUGUGCUGAUUUGGGAGAUGAAGUUACUCCUACAUCUUCACUUCAAUAUUCAAUAGUUCCCUUCAGAAGCAAACAUAAUGUUAGCAAACAGCAUGGAAAAUCACUUAGUCAAGGGUCAUUCCUCAAUGGACAGGGUCACAUUCACACUAGACGUAAAUCAUGUGAAUGCGCUCUGUGUGGGAAAGUUUUUAAUAGAUGCUCUAGCCUUAGCAGACAUAAGAUGAUUCACACUGGAGAGAAACCAUUCAAAUGUCAACUGUGUGAGAAAAUCUUCAAUCAAAGAUUCUCCCUGAAAGUACAUGAGAAAACUCACACAGGAGAGAAGCCCUAUGAAUGUCAUCAGUGUGGAAAAGCCUUUAGUAGAUGUGCUAGCCUCAGGAGACACAGCAUGAUUCACACUGGAGAGAAACCAUUCAAAUGUCAUCUGUGUGGGAAAGUCUUCAAUCAAAAUUCCUCCUUGAAACAACAUGAGAGAACUCACACAGGAGAGAAGAGAUAUGAAUGUCAUCAGUGCGGCAAAGCCUUUCUUCAAAGUUCUGGCCUUAGUUCACAUAAGAAAGUCCACACUGGAGAGAAGCCACAUGUGUGUCUUGAAUGUGGGAAGGCCUUUACUCAUAGUUCAGGGCUUCAUGUGCACAAAAGAAUCCACAUUAAAGAGAAACCACAUGUAUGCUCUGUGUGUAGGAAGGCCUUCAAUAAAUAUGCUAAGCUGAGGGAACAUGAGAGAACCCACAGCGGAGAGAAGCCCUAUGAAUGUCAGCUCUGUGGAGAACACUUCACUCGUGCCUCUUCCCUUAGACGACACAAGGGAACCCAGCACAGGAGAGAAAAUCAGUAGGACCCUCAGUAGAUGUUCUGACCUGAGGUGACAUAAUCAAUGCGGAGGUUCCUCCAGGCAUUGUGCUAUGCAGUCCAGACAGGCACUGCCUGUGGAUGUGGAUCCACACGUGUGCUUUCUCUGUGACUAAGCCUUUAGUCAUUAGCCUGACCUCGUGUAACUUAACAGAACUCACUCUACAAACACAAUAUGGGUGUUUCCAGCAACAGCCCCCAACUCUAAAGACCUUAGAGGACAUGAGCAGAGGAUAAGCAACCCCUUCUACUUCUUCAAUAAUUAUUGAUCUAUGUGAACCAACUCCAAGGAGAAAACCACUAAGACUGUGUUAACUGUUGACAACCAUUCAGUUGAGGUGCACAAGAAACCUUGAAAAAAAAUAAACACAAGAACAAAGAUGAAGACUCUUGAAAGAUACCAAAGUAGGUUGAGCAACACCAAGCAUACUUUUAAAUAAUUCAUCCUAGAGAAGUUAUUUCAUGGAAAGGUAUGGGAAAUUCUUUCUCCAUAGAGCAACCCCUCUGGUUCACACAUGCUCAGUCUACAGAACACACUCUCAGGGUCAUGACAGAAGGGAAGACUUCAGGGAUCACUUUCAUUUCUCAGUCAACAUUAAAUUCUCACAUGAGGAUGUAGCAAUCCUAAAACCAAAAGUGAAUCUACAGCUAGAUUUCAUAUCAGAAAAAAAAAAAAAGAUACUGUGUGGGAGGGAGAAUCCUAUAAGAAUCCUGUAACAGUCAGGCAGUUUGUGAUUGGGGGAAAUACCUCUUCAUGAAAAUGUGGUAUCAAAUGGAGAGUGAAGUGACCCAGCGACAUGGAAUGUAGGUUUUUGUAAAGUUAAAGUCUGUCCAAAAAAGUCAUAGUUGAAAAUAUUCAAACAAUAAAGCCUGUGGCUAAAGGA
Messenger RNA from Bubalus bubalis (water buffalo), 2418 nucleotides. Its product is annotated as zinc finger protein 2. Bases 333 to 1520 code for a protein of 395 amino acids. Gene Ontology annotation, molecular function: DNA-binding transcription repressor activity, RNA polymerase II-specific; RNA polymerase II cis-regulatory region sequence-specific DNA binding. The transcript is spliced from 7 exons. NCBI's taxonomy places the organism in Eukaryota, Metazoa, Chordata, Mammalia, Artiodactyla, Bovidae. Gene Ontology annotation, biological process: regulation of immune system process; regulation of cytokine production; negative regulation of transcription by RNA polymerase II. The record is from RefSeq and is a predicted model, not a curated record.